Molecule: messenger RNA, 1813 nt
Organism: Scleropages formosus (Asian bonytongue)
Lineage: Eukaryota; Metazoa; Chordata; Actinopteri; Osteoglossiformes; Osteoglossidae
Gene: cfap263
Product: cilia and flagella associated protein 263
Exons: 8
Coding region: 691-1686 (331 amino acids)
Biological process (GO): cilium assembly
Cellular component (GO): axoneme; ciliary basal body
Source: RefSeq, a predicted model, not a curated record
GGACUCACUGCGAACCCGCCCAGGCAGGAGGAGGAGGAGGAGGAGUCCCGACGGCAGCCCGGCGGACCGACUCGCGAUGGACGGGAACGACGCGCGGUGGAGACACUACUAAAUCGUGAGGGACAUGAUGAUCCGUUCGGUACGGCGGUUCGGCACCACUACGAAGCGGAGCCGGCGGAGGAGGGGGGAGGAGGAAGAGGAGGAGGGAGGAGGAGGAGGAAGGGGGAUGAUGAUGAUGAGGAGGAGGAGGGGGUGGGGCUGAAAUUGAUGCUCCGACCCGGGCAGAGACUGUGUCCACACAGGAGAGUGCAGAGCGCCGCGCUGUGUUAUUCACCGAGGCCGAAACCGUGCGGCUGAACUAAGAGCUCGAAACAGGAAAGGAAAAGAAAAAAAAAAAAAAAAACCGAGCAAAAAAGUACUUCGAAUUGCGGGAAAUGUUUACAGAAACCCCCCACCCCCUCUUCGCUCCGUACUCCGUAUUGUAGGAACCUGAUUGCAGCGGACGCACCCGGAAGCUGUGUGAAGGAGCGCAACCAGCGACACCAACUUAGCGGAAGUGCCUCUGCUGGAACCUGGCACGCGCGCUCGUUGGCGCCACCCGGUGGCGCGGAGGACUUCUCUUAAAGCGGGCAACUCCGAUGUGGACGAAAUAGAUGGCGGUCAAACGCGGCGCUGCGGUCCGAGACAGAGAUGUUGGAGCGACACCUGAGUCGCCUGGACCCCCGCCCGCGUGCCCCCGAGGCCGAGACGGAGGCCUCCCCGGCUGCGCCUCACGCGGACACGGCAGCGGGACAUGGAUGGAAGCUGAAGGCCAGGACGGCGGCUCAGGAGAGGCUGCAGCGCCUGACAGUGGAGCAGAAGUGUGAGGUGGCUCAGAAGGAGCUCGAUGAGAUGCGGGGGGACCUGCAGAAACUCAAGGCUACUUCCGAGAGGGUGCUGAACAACUACAGGGCCACCCUGGAGGAGGCGGAUAUCCACCUGGUGGAGAUAAAGAAGGCCAAUAACGAGUUUGACCGGCAUAUUGCAAAGGCUUUUCGGGAGAAGAGCGGCAUCCUGAUGGGGGCAGAGAAAGUCGUCCGUUACUUGGACCGCAGGAUGAGAGCAAAGGAUGCUCUGGUGGAGAAACUUCGUCUCAAAAACGCAGACUUAAAGGUGCAGAAGCGAAAACUGCAGAUGCAGCUGCAGGAGAAGGAGGAAUUGGAUGAGGCAUUGCACGAGGUGGACUUCCAGCAGUUGAAGAUAGAGAACAGCCAGUACCUGGAGCACAUCGAUGAACGCAACCAGGACCUGCUUUGCUGCAAGCUGACAGCUGGGAAGGCUCUUCAGGUCCUCAACUCACAUAAGAAAAAGCUACAGAGUAUGAUGGAUGAGUCGAAGUUGCUGAGCAGUGACAUUGCUGCCCGAAGGCAGAUCCUGGGGAAGAUCGAGGCAGAGACAGUACAAGCCGAGAAGGAACGCUCCAAAGCGGAGGCCCUGAACCAGAGGCUCCGCAGCCAGCUAGAAAAAUUCCACGUGCCUCAUGUAUUGGAGUACGUCACAGCCAAGACAACUCAUAGUGAGCUGGAGCAGAAUGUACGGGCCUGGGAGCGCAAGGUCGAGAUCUCAGAGAUGGUACUGAAGACACACACCAAGGCCUGGAACAAAUUGCGAAUGUCAACCGCAGUCGCCCCAGUUAUGUCCCAGUGAACACAUCCUGCUUUCUAUGUCCAGAGACAAACUCACUCCUCAUACGCACCUCCAGAACAAUCUUGCCUGUUUCCCCUUGUAGUAAAGUAGUAAAAUUACUAAAUAAGUAAAACAACAUUUUGAAUUA